UUUUCGACAGACGACGGGCGAGGAAAUUAUGCGCAGCGCGUUGUUGUGGUUAUUUUUUUUAUUUAUUUUUUCGUAAAUAUAUAUAUACCCAAAAGUGCAUAAUUGGAAUGAAAGGCAAACAUAAAGUGAACGAUUCGCAAGUGAUGUAUGUGCAUUUGGAUUUGGCUUUCGACUGAAAGUUAAGCGCACGAUAUUGCAGGCAACGCCACCAUCAUCGUUUGUGUGCGGAGCGGUGUGGUGUGCUGUGGAAAGGAAAGAGGGGAAGAGAAGCGAACGAACGGCGAGGAAUAUCGCAAAAAAAAAGUUGCAGCAAUAGCAACAACGUGCGUGCGUGUGUGUAGAAAAAAGCAUUAAAAAGCCAGAAUAAGAAGAAGCAACAGCGGCAGCAGGAAAGAAGCAAAAACGCAAACGAAACGAAUGAACGCAAGGUGGGAACCAAGAACAACGAACGACAGCAAAACGGGUGACAGGCGCGACAAGAAAGACAAGAAAAACAGGAGUACUAACGGCAUACAAAUUUACUAAAAGGGCGAAGACGGCAACGAAAACAACAACAACAGCAGCAGCAACAACAACAACGAUGUUAGCUAACGCCAAGAACAAACAAUUCAAAUAGUUUUCAUUUGGAUAAAGCAAAAAUCGCGUUUGCCGCUUGCCCCGCCGCCACGCUGUGUAUAUGUGUGCAUGUGUGCGUGUGGGUGUAGGUGCAUGUAUGUGUGCGUGCGUGUGUGUGUGUAUGUGUGUGACGAUGUGUUUUUAUAACACCGCCUAAUUCGCAGCCAGCAACAACAAAACGCUAGCAAAUUAUAACAGUGAGAAGCUGAAGCUGAAGCUGGAAAACAACACCAACAGCAGCAACUACAACAAUCGCUCACUUGAUCCCAUUUCACGCGUCGCCUCGCCUCGUCUCGCCUCUACGUCUCUUAUGUUGUUUUCUGUCUGUCGCACUUGCAGUUGCACACGAUCCGGCAUCGCUACGUCAUCGUCAUCGUCAUCGAGCUAUCAAGCUAUCGCCUAUUGCAUCGACAGUCAUCAUCAUCAUCAUCAUCAUCAUCACCACCAUCAUCAUUAUCAUUAUCAUCAUCGUCACAAGUUCCAAAACGGCGACACCAACUGACGUUGCACCAACAACAACAGCAACAAAAGCAGCAACACAAUGCCCAAAUGCGAUGUGAAAACCCGUUACAUUCCGGCGACUUUCGCAUGGAUUGUGCUGCUACUUACAACAUUUCUCUUCUUCUUUUAUCCCUGCCAAUACUAUGUAAAGAGUCAUCCAUGGGUGCUGGCCUAUCAGGGCGUAAUCACGUUCUUUGUGCUGGCAAACUUUACGUUGGCCACAUUUAUGGAUCCGGGCAUUAUACCCAAAGCCUUGCCCGACGAAGACUGCGAGGAGGAGUUCCGCGCCCCGCUCUACAAGAAUGCCGAGAUAAAUGGCAUUACAGUUAAAAUGAAAUGGUGCGUUACCUGCAAGUUUUAUCGCCCGCCCCGCUGCUCCCACUGCUCUGUGUGCAAUCACUGCAUAGAGACAUUCGAUCAUCACUGUCCCUGGGUGAACAAUUGCAUUGGCAGGCGCAAUUAUAGGUUCUUCUUCUUCUUUCUCGUAUCACUCUCCAUCCAUAUGCUGAGCAUCUUCUCGCUUUGCCUGUUCUACGUGCUCAAAAUCAUGCCCAACAUUAAACAGACGGCGCCCAUUGUCGCCAUGAUACUGAUGGGCCUUGUCACUGUACUGGCGAUACCGAUAUUCGGGUUAACGGGCUUCCACAUGGUGCUGGUAUCGCGGGGUCGCACCACCAACGAACAGGUGACUGGCAAGUUCAAGGGCGGCUACAAUCCGUUCUCGCGCGGCUGUUGGCACAACUGCUGCUACACUCAGUUCGGGCCACAGUAUCCCAGUCUUCUGAAGCCGAAGAAGUACGCAUCGCGACGAUCUCAGACGCAAAAUCAAGCAAUAAGCACUAUAUGCAACGAUCGGACCAAUCAACAGACCAAUGCCGGUAGCGGUAGCGGAGCCGGAGCCGGUGGCAAUGGCAGUACAGCCGGCGGCGUCGGCAGUGGAAUGCGCGGCACCUCGGUACAAUAUUCACCCCGCUCCUACUACGAGUCGAGUCGGGAGAAGCGUGGAAUUCAGGUAAAGACUUAUAUGGCCGAGGGCAAUGGUUAUAAUCAGCGGUCGGGCAGCACAACGCUUUAUAGUAAGCUGUCACCGGGACGGGAGUGCUCCGAUACGGACCUUGAGCCGCCGCCCGCCUCACAGAGUCAAGACUGCGAGCCGACUCCGCCGCUGCAGCGGCACAACUCGACCAACUUCUACCUGCCCCAGGUGAGCGACACCGCGCCCGGCAUGAAUAUGAGCAACAUGAACAAUGGCAAUAUUGCUAGUGGCGCAGGUGGUGUCCCCAACUCAUCGCAGACUGGCGGCGGUGGCGACUCACCGCGACACCUGCGCAUCUAUCAUCCACGUCACAGUCCGCACGCGCGAACCAGGGGCCUGGAUCCGCAGCGCGGUUACACAAGCGAUGCGCUCUCGCCGGACCAACCGGGCGGUGGCUAUGUCGUUAAUGGUCAGCAGGGCAUAUCAGUAGCACAAAGCCAGCGCGGUGGUACCACAACGGCCACGCCUACCAUGCAACAACGAAUCAAGCCACUGGGCGUGGCUACGCCACUCGUCAUCGCCAGUCCAGUGAGAAGAUCCAAUCCGGGUACACCCACGCAGCCGCGACGUCCCGACUUCAUAGGCCUGAAUGCACAGGCGGCACAGCAGCAACAACAACAGCAGCAGCAACAGCAGGCGGCCGCAGCGGCAGCUGCCUACUAUGAGUACACCAGCGGCCUGCCGCCGCAGCAUCCGCAGGCGCCAACGAUUCAACAUCAGCAACAGCUGCUGCUACAACAGCAGCGUGUUAUGCUGCAGCAUCAGCAACAGCAACAAGCGCUGCAGCAGCAGCAGCAAUCGCUGGCGCAGGCUGCCUAUGGCGGCAGCCCACAGCGUCGCUUUCUGUCUGAGGGCGAGCUGGUGCGACAGGGCGCUGGCGGGGAGCUCUCCUAUGCGCGUUCGAACAACACGGUGGACAACAUACGCGAACUGGCUGGCAGUCCGCAGCGCGGCGUCUACAUGUGGAAGGACACCUCGCCCGGCUUUAGUAGUGGCGGCGGCCCGGCUGCUGUCAGCAUUGGCAGCAGUGCGGGCACACUGCCAAACAGCAGUAAUGCGGUUGGCAUUAUGCAGCAUGCCCAGUACAUAACAGCCGGCGGUGGUGCCCAUCCACUCAUCAUGACCCACUCACGGCUGCAGGACUAUGCCAACCAACAGCAGCAGCAGCAGCAGCAGCAACAGCAACAACAACAACAGCAACAAGCAGCUGUUGCUGCCGCUGCAGCGGCUGCCUCAUAUCAUCGCUCCAAUCCCACAAGCCCUACGACCAUGCCCCAAACGUCCGCUGCACAAAGCUACAUUCUGCGCUAUGGUGGCGGCGUCGGCGGUGGUGGUGCAGCUGCAGCUUCAGGUAGCAGCGGUAGCAUUGCCAAUGUGCCAGCUUCCAGCAAUGCCAGCUCUGGAUCUGGCGGCUACCAGCCGCAGCUGCGCGGCGGUGUUCCAGUUUUUCCGCCAAAUUCGCUGGCCGGCGUUAAUGUGAGCAACGCAGCUGGUGCGCUGCAGUCCCAGCCAUCCCCACAGAUCAAGCGCAAGCAGACGCCAACGAGGCCAAUGAGUUUUGUGCGCGCCCUGGAAAUGACCGACUCCAUGGAGAUGCAGACACUUGAGCAGCAGCAAGCGGCAGUGGCGGCUGCAACCAUGGCGCGCAACAAUGGCGGUCUGCCCAGCGGCGUACCGACGAGCCUGGCACAACAGAAUGCGGCAGCUGCAGCCGCGGCAGCAGCUGUUGGACGUAAUGCGGCAGCAGCAGCAGCCGCUGCUGCGGCAAAUGCCACUGGCACUCCGGAUCGCGCGAGCAUCUACGAUAUGAACUACGAGAUCUCCGUAUAACCCGUGGUUGUGCCCGUCGUCGUAAUGCCACCCGCCUCAGCAACAGCAGCCAGCAGUGCAGUCGCCACUGCAACGGCGACGGCCGCCUUCUACGCGCAGCAACAACAACUGCAACGCGCCAUAUUAAGCAAUGGGCCAGAACCGGCGGCGUACGCUUCGGUGCCCAUACCCAUGCCCGUGUCCGUGCUGGUCGCCAAGCACAGCAACGGGAGCAACCAGAGCCACCUCAACAUCAGCAAGACGCCAAACAAGCGCAAGUUCUCCACGUUCUUCUGAAGCUUCAGUCAGAUAUAUAGCUAGAUAGAUACAUAUAUAUAUAUAUAUAUAUAUAUAUGUUUAUGUAUAUUUUAUACGCACGUAUUGGGAAUCGCUUAGCAGCUCGGUUUUGCUCUUUUAUUUUUUUUUACUUUUAACGUUUUGUUUUAUUAUAUUCGGAUAUGAUUUUUUUUAUUAUUAUUUAUUCAUCUGUUUUUUUUUUUAAUAAGUAGCUUAAAUAAGAAUUUUAAAGUUGGUAACACACUUCGGAAGAACUGUAUAUAGAGAAAACUAUUUUUAAGCGUUUAUUUUGUACGCGCUUUCAGUCUCCUACGCAUAAGACACGGCAAUUCUUAGUGUUUUCUUACUGUCAAAAUACCAUGAUAAACGAAACUUGGUAAACUUCAAUUGAAUUAAGUUACGACUCGGCACGCUUACAAUCGAGCAAAUGCGAUUUGUAGUUUAUCAAAUUGUUCACGAAAGUAUAUAUCUACUAUAUACCUUCGCAUAUAUUUAUAUAUAUAUACGUAUACAUAAAGAUAUAUAAAUAUUUGCAUUGCAAUCAAAUUGAAUAUAUAUUGACAGUCAGGUCAGAAAUAAAUUGUGGAGCUCGAUUAAGAGUUUGAUUACGAGUUUAAGUAGCUAUCUACAUAAUACCAUGUACUACUACUAUUGCAACUACACCUAAUGGAAAACGCCAAAAUUUAUAACCGAGUAUCGAAGAUAACUUAAUAUAUCUAUAUGCAUGUGCUGAAUGCACAGUGUGCA
Molecule: messenger RNA, 5005 nt
Organism: Drosophila montana
Lineage: Eukaryota; Metazoa; Arthropoda; Insecta; Diptera; Drosophilidae
Gene: Zdhhc8
Product: zinc finger DHHC-type containing 8
Exons: 10
Coding region: 1157-3982 (941 amino acids)
Biological process (GO): protein palmitoylation
Molecular function (GO): palmitoyltransferase activity
Source: RefSeq, a predicted model, not a curated record